Molecule: messenger RNA, 1050 nt
Organism: Rhodofomes roseus
Lineage: Eukaryota; Fungi; Basidiomycota; Agaricomycetes; Polyporales; Fomitopsidaceae
Exons: 1
Coding region: 89-781 (230 amino acids)
Source: RefSeq, a predicted model, not a curated record
GCACUGCCUGCCUCACUUGUCCGCUCCGCUCCAUCGAUUCGACAGGGUCGCUUUCUGGGCGACCUGUGCUGGAGUCACACGGCUAGCUAUGAUCCACCCUACGUUCUCUCUCAACAACCAGCACUGGCAGCUGACAUCACCUCAAAUUUCACGGCUGAUUUUCCACCGCAAGGGCAGACUCGAUUUCCUAUCGCUCGCUCGCGAUAGGACACAAUUGCAAGGAACAACGCGCUUGGGCCCUAGGCUGUGUCACCAUGAGUCGACAAGGGGACCCACAAUUGCCAUAUCCGGCCGCUUGUAUUGUCCCCUCCUUCGUGGAGCUGCGUGUGUGCGGUGCAUCACUCACCAGGUAAGGCAGGUGCUCCUUCUCCGCUUAGCGGGGAAGGCAGCGUGUUCAGAACCCCAGCCUCGAGGCCAAUCGGAGGCCAUUGUGGUGGAAAUCGCACCUCCGCCUCGCGCUCUGGACUUGGAAUCCCCACCCUCAAGCAUGUUUCCUCACUGCGGCGCAUCUGCCAGGUACCACCACAAAGUUGCCUGCAGGCAAUGCCAUUAUUCCCGUACUAGCCCUGUUGGGCCAUGCCACCAAGCCACGCCCGCAACUUCUUCGGCUCUAGUGUCUGUCCGUCUCCACCACUACUCGGCCAACCGAUCGCGCAGGAUCGAAAACCGCGAUCGUCGAUUCGUGACGUGGGUGGGAUGGUCCACCUGCCAGUGCCUGAUACCGUUGAAUAACGACUCCGUCAGGCGCCUCGUUUCGCUAUACUCUCUGCGGCGUAUUUGAACACUUCCGCUACACUUAAGUUGUGACUGCAAGAGUAGCCUCUUGAUCUCCACAGCAUGUCCGGUUUUUUCUACGACGAGGAGUCGUACGGCUUUGACUCGGACUGGGACCAUGCGCUCGACACGAGUCUGCCUCUCACAACUGAGGUCCCUUCAAAUCCCCCCUUUCUCUGGUAUGGUGCCGAUGACUACGCUGUUUCUCCCGUGGACGACUUUUCGUUUGUUCAAUACGACUGGCCGGCACCUGGUCCCGAUUUGUCUCCGUAAGCC